CGGCACAUGACGGCUGCACUUCAUAGUUUCAGUAGCCGCGCUGACACGACCGAACCUAUCUGCGCCUCACACCCAUUGCGCACGAGUUCUUUACUUGAUCGCUACCCUGGACCGUCGUAGCGUUCUACCGGCGUAUAGAAUAUUUUAUAGUGCCGCUCUAUAUUUUAUGAGCUCAAAAAUAAAUUAGGUUACCUUCGGUUUUAUUUGUCUUUGUACCUUUACAAAAAUAUAUUUCCGUGUUGAAGUUUACAAUCAGAAGUUGUACAAGUGGGAUAUUUGUUCAGGUGUGGCCGAAAUUUGUGGAGCAUAGCGUACUAUAUGUAAUUGCACAAGUGGUUUAUCACCCUAGUGGACAGAGUUCCUUCGUUCUGACCGUGCAGUGGAAGAAGCACCUUGACUAUCAGUGGUGCCUUACAUAAUAGUACGAGUUCGAACGUUACGUUUAAAAUGGUUAUCAGUAAACUCGUAAAUAGUGGGCGAAAUAGCAAGUGUAGCAAGUGAAGUGAUGUUUGCUAAUGUAAAUCGUUGAACAGUUGAAUAAAUCUUUAUUAUAAUUUAAUGAGUCGUAAGCGUGGUUGAACGUGUUCGCAAUCAAAUAUUAUGAAGCCAUAUGGAGUCGUUAUUGUCCUGUCGUCGCUCAUAUUCUUUAAAUCUUCCAAAGCACAAUGCCCAGUUGAUCGGUCGGUGACAUACGUCCGGUGGUCAGGAGUGGCUCCGGAGACUGCGAAGCCAGUGUUUGUGUACUCCGCGAGCGGCGAUGAGCAGUCUCUGGCAGGAGCCUGUCUAGCCAGGUGUCGGGAGCUGGAGGAGUGUGCGGCAGUCAUCGUGGCAUACGGCAGAGGAAACUGCCAGGGCAUAGCAGAUCACACCUCAGCAAAAUUGAAGGUGGAUAACGAUGUCGCCUUCUUCAAAAAAGUUUGUUUGACACUGCCUGACGAAUGUAGCACGCGCUGGUGGAUGUUGGAGAACACUCCUGGCUACCACCUGCACUCCGAAGUGUCUCACCUCAAGGUCAUCCUCAACACAACCAUCUACGAGUGCUACGAUGCUGUCUUCACGUACAACGGUGAUAAAAAGUUUAGAUCUGCGCAGUGGGUAGUACCUCAGAGCGAGUUCGACCCCGAUGUUAUCUACACGUCAGAUUCCCUGGUCGGCAACUGUAUCCUCAAUGCGGAGAACAGAUUCACUGAACCGGAGUCCUAUCGUGUAUCUAAUUAUUACACGGUGUACAUCGAAAACCAAUGUAGACAUGACUAUCCACAGAAGAUAGAAAGAUGUUCUUACGAAGAAUACUACAACCAAACAUUGAGACAUGUUGAAUUUACUAUGAAGAACUACUCGAGAGACGAGUGCAAAUCAUCCUGUGAGCGGUCUGAGCUGUUCAUUUGUCGAGGAUUUACGUGGAUAUCGAGGGGGAAGGGCAAAGGUGGUGGGGAGAGAGGUCUAUGCGAUCUGCACAGUGAAGAUCUCAUUACCACCGGCUCCUGGCUGCUGAGGCGAAUUUCCACAGCUACUUAUUACCGCAGAGUGGUCUGCUUAAACAUCUCCGUAGAAUGCGAAAGUACGCACAUGGUGGUGACAUAUCGGCCGCACGGGUUGUUUAGGGGACGGCUGUAUGUCCCUGGGAGAGGGGAGAAGUGCAGCGCACGAGCUAUAGGCCACACCGUGCGACUCAACCUACCCAUGAAAGGAGACUGUGACGUCAACUUCGCUUACGGCAUCUCAAACGGCCCUAAUGGAAUCAUUAACAGGACGAUGGCGUACGUGAUCGUGAUGAUUCAGAACAACCCAAUCAUACAGACGGCGGGUGACCGCUGGGUGCGGGUGGGUUGCUCACCAGAUUCGAGGAAAGUUAAGCAGGUUGGCACCACCGUCUCUGUUAGAGAACUCGGUGGUUAUAGGAGUCCGGUUGCGUCGACUGAGUCGGAGUCGCCAGCUCUCCAAACCCCGGCAGCAGCGAGCGCAGUAUACGGCGGCAGCAGCACUCCGGUGUCGAUGUACGUGGUGCGGGCGCUCGACGAGACCGGGGCUGGGGCAGUGUCCUUGGGAGAACCUCUAGAACUGCGGAUCGAGACCACAGACAAUUUGGAAAUCAAACCAUAUCAUCUCGUGGCUUCUUCGAGACUUGGUGACAGUUCUGUACUGCUACUCGAUAGCAGGGGCUGUCCUACUGGACAGGUGGACUUCCCUGCGUUCUCCCGGAGUUGGGUCGGCGAUAUACAGCGUCUGUCGGCGCGAUUCAAAGCCUUCCGCUUCCCUACAUCGCACAUCGUAAGAUUCGCCAUUAUGGUCCGAUUCUGCGAUCAGAAGUGUCCAGAGGUGAAAUGCAAUUCUGGCAGACGUAGCACUCGUCAGACUAACGACACAUUAUACCAGUGGGGUGACGACGGGGUACCUGCUGAAGUGCAUCCUGAAGACGGGAAGGAAGGGGAGGCGGGCAAGGUGGGGGCGGCGGGUAGAGGAGCUGCGGGGCGCGUGGUGGCGCGGGGCGCGGCGGCGGGCUGCGCGCCCCCGGCCGGGGACUCGCUCGCCAUGACGCUGGAGCUGCUCGUAGACUCCAAGGAUAUCCUGUCAGCCGACACGCUGGUGCGAGCUGACCAUCGGGCCACACUGCCGGAAGACGGCAGGCUGGUCGAGGACGGUGCAAUGGUGUGCAUCCACGAGUUACUGCUGGUGACGCUCGCGCUAGCCUGGCUCGCAGUGCAGAUUGUACUUCUACUUGGCUGCUGUGUACUCGUCAAGAGGUAUCGCAAUUUGGCCGAAAUGAACAUGCAGAAAGACUACCAGUCGUUCGAUAACGUGGGCUUCGAGACUGGCUCCUCCACGAGACGCGUGCACUGGCCGGACCAGCAUGUGGACAUACUACACUCCACUUAGAAAUACAACAUCCUGUAGGAUUGUGAUUGUGACACUACGUACUUAUAGCCCAUACUUUCGUUCAUUGAAAUGAUUUUUUUUUUACUUAUCACUGUUUAACCGAUUGUAGGAAGGGUAUUGUUUUUUUAAUAAUUGGUGCUAUAUGGUAAGCGUCCACAGGUCCGCAUCGUACGCAUCGGACGGAUCGCAUCAAACGGAUUGACUGCGUCCACUGUAUCGGCAGCGUUCGGAUUGCCGACGCGAGUAUUAGCAAUCGGAUUGCCGAUGCCACUUUCACUAGGAUUUUUUGCAUUUGCAUUCCGUAUGACGUGAUCGGCACGCAUCGCAUCUAGGCAUUGCCGAUGAGCGGUCCGUACGAUGCGGAUCAGUGAACGCAGUUGUAUGAGUUUCUAUACAAGACAAACUAAAACCCGUUGCGUGCGAUGCGUCCGAUGCGUUAGAUGCGGGCAUGUGAACGCUUACUUUUAAUACGAAUUUAUAGUUGUAUUUCCAAGAAAUAAACGAUGUACUGUACUUAUACAGGACAUAUCCUACUAGGUAGGUAGUUAUAUUCUACUUAUGCUAGCCUAAUCGGCUUUUAAAAUUUUAAGGUUUUUUUUCCUAUUUUGCCCAGUGCACUUCGUAUCGCCUCUGUUGUGCCUGUGUGAAGUGUAGCGUUUGUAUCAAACUACUUGUAGGUUUAUGUGAUCUUUUUAGUAAGGCAGUCUAGAAUAGUAGUUAAGUAUAAAAAUUGCGAUUCCAGUACUUACAUAUAUGUAUGGUAGAGUUCAAAUAAAAGUGUGUGACGAUAUAUCUUCAUUGAGUGUGUAAAUAGUUUAAGCUAACUGUCGUAAAUAGCAAAUAUGUAAUAGAAUUGUAAAGGGAAUUGUAAAUACCUACCUACAUAUAUUAUAUUAUUCUAUAUCUUGAA
Spodoptera frugiperda (fall armyworm) is the source of this 3787-nucleotide messenger RNA. RefSeq lists its product as uncharacterized. The transcript has 15 exons. NCBI's taxonomy places the organism in Eukaryota, Metazoa, Arthropoda, Insecta, Lepidoptera, Noctuidae. The record is from RefSeq and is a predicted model, not a curated record. The coding region runs from base 601 to 2877 and encodes 758 amino acids.